AAACAAUGUGAUAUGUGGACGAAAGAAUGUGAAGUUGAAACGUUGGUAUCAGGACGCAUGGCUGGCAUUAUUAAGGCACGAGGUGAUGACGAGUCUCCCAAAGCCAUUGUUGAGGAAACUGGUACCGUAUUUGGGCGAUACGGUACUGUCGGUACUACGAAACCCAUCGCUGACAGGCGACUUUUUAUUCCGAGUUUUUAA
Anisakis simplex (herring worm) is the source of this 201-nucleotide messenger RNA. Lineage: Eukaryota; Metazoa; Nematoda; Chromadorea; Rhabditida; Anisakidae. The record is from the annotation of a GenBank genome assembly.